AUGGAGAACUUCUCGGCGCUGUUCGGCGGGGCCGAGCCGCCGCCCGCCACCGCGGCCGCCGCCCUGGGCUUCGGGCCCGCCAAAGCGGCGGGAGCAGGGGCCGCGCCGCCGCCCGCCGCCGCCGUGCCGCCGCCGGGCGAGGACGCGGCCCGCAAGGCCGCCGCCGGCCCCUUCUACCUGCUGCGGGAGCUGCCAGGCAGCACGGAGCUGACGGGCAGCACCAACCUGAUCACGCACUACAACCUGGAGCACGCCUACAACAAGUUCUGCGGCAAGAAGGUGAAGGAGAAGCUCAGUAACUUCCUCCCCGACCUGCCCGGCAUGAUCGACUUGCCCGGCUCCCACGACAACAGCAGCCUACGCUCCCUCAUCGAGAAGCCGCCCAUCUGCGGCAGCUCCUUCACGCCCCUUACCGGCACCAUGCUGACCGGCUUCCGCCUGCACGCCGGCCCGCUGCCGGAGCAGUGCCGCCUGAUGCACAUCCAGCCGCCCAAGAAGAAGAACAAGCACAAGCACAAGCAGAGCCGCACGCAGGACCCCGUCCCCCCAGAAACCCCCUCGGACUCAGACCACAAGAAGAAGAAGAAGAAGAAAGAGGAGGAUCCAGAGCGGAAAAGGAAGAAGAAGGAGAAAAAGAAAAAAAAGAACCGACACAGCCCCGAGCACCCAGGGGUGGGCAGCUCGCAGGCCAGCAGCAGCAGCAGCCUGCGGUGAGGCUGCACUGUGCAGUUCAAUGGAACUCCCAGCCCCAGCUGCCUGCUGUGGACUCAUCCCUCUCACAGAGCACAGUGGGGAAGUGUGGGCAGUCAUGGCCCCCACUUGCAGAGAGCAUGGACCUACAACCCCCCUGCUUGCACUGUGUGGCCGAUGGGGAGCUGAUGACACGGACACUGCUGGAAUUGGGGUUCCUACCGUUGGCCUCUUAUACUUAAACAACAUGGUGCAUUGGGAUCUCUCUUUUUUAUUCACCUUUUAAUUAAAGUCUGCUCUGAGGAAGAGCUGGUGCCAGUGGCGGCUCUGACUGUUGGCCAGCGGGGCAGGGCAAGGAGCAGAAGCCUUGGCUCAGCCCCAUCAUACUCCAGCCCUUGCAGUUUUCUGGGCUGUGAAGAAAAGGGGGCAGGAGGACACAAGUGACCUCGGUACAGCACUGUGUCCCCCAGGGCUGCCCCUGUGGGGGCUACCACAGAAGAGCCAGAGUCUCACUGAGUCCUGGGACAUAUUCCUGCUUAGGACCCUGACAGCUCCACUUACCUGCAGUGGGAGCGCUGUGCCCCAAAGUGUCCUGAGGAAGCUCAUCUCAGCUGCGAGGCCAAAGGUGGUGUAGCAGCCCUGUGAGGCUAGGCCCAGCUCUCCUUGGCCCCCUUCCUUUCCACUCCAGAGGAGGAAGGGAAAGCUGAGAAGUGAAGGACAGGGGCCUUCAGGGAAUCCUCCAUCCCUGGACACCACACAAAGCACACGCAUGCCCACUGAGGUGGCUCAUUAAAUAUCCUUUUAUUCCUCGUUUUUAAAAUGGCUAAUAAUAAUAAAAAAAACAAUGGCAUGGCUCUG
Molecule: messenger RNA, 1548 nt
Organism: Phasianus colchicus (ring-necked pheasant)
Lineage: Eukaryota; Metazoa; Chordata; Aves; Galliformes; Phasianidae
Gene: MED19
Product: mediator complex subunit 19
Biological process (GO): positive regulation of transcription by RNA polymerase II
Cellular component (GO): mediator complex
Molecular function (GO): transcription factor binding; transcription coregulator activity
Source: RefSeq, a predicted model, not a curated record